Molecule: messenger RNA, 540 nt
Organism: Chenopodium quinoa (quinoa)
Lineage: Eukaryota; Viridiplantae; Streptophyta; Magnoliopsida; Caryophyllales; Amaranthaceae
Exons: 2
Coding region: 1-540 (179 amino acids)
Source: RefSeq, a predicted model, not a curated record
AUGGACGACGACAACGAUCUUAAUUGGGCGGAUGUUGUUGCCAUAAAUCUGGGAUUUAUUUUGGUUAAAUCGUCUUACAACAAAAUCAGAGAUGGUCGACCGUAUCGAUAUUUGAGAUGUGAUCAGGGACGAAAGAGCAAGCCGAGAGAUCUUGAGAACGCAAUUCGGAAGGACACAAAAACCAAAACUAAUGGUUGUCCUUUAUACAUCAAGAUAUAUUAUGAGUUCGUCACCGAUAGUUGGAAGAUUCGGGCAAAAAAUGAUGCAAAUGGGACCCAUAACCGUCCAAUGAUUGUGUAUCAGGAGGGUCAUCGUAAAAUUAGUAACUUGAGCCAGGAUGCGAAGAAGGUUGUGCGUGACAUGACAAAGUCUAAGGUUGCACCGCGUAACAUCAUGGCGACGAUUGCAGAGCAAUUUUCUGAUGAUCAUCCAAACAUCAGACAUAUUUACAAUUGCCGGAAUGACUUGAAAACGGAGAUGUCUGAUGGGAGAGGAGUUGUUCAGCAAUUUCUUCAUUUGGCGAGACAAACCCACAUGUGA